Molecule: messenger RNA, 663 nt
Organism: Eucalyptus grandis
Lineage: Eukaryota; Viridiplantae; Streptophyta; Magnoliopsida; Myrtales; Myrtaceae
Product: NADH-ubiquinone oxidoreductase 20.9 kDa subunit
Exons: 2
Coding region: 126-428 (100 amino acids)
Source: RefSeq, a predicted model, not a curated record
CUCCGCCGUAAGUCCAGAGACGAAGAAGUGCGGAUUUGACUCGAAAGCCAGAACGAGCUUCGGCCGGAGUGAGCAAGCGACGACAGGGAAGGAAGGAGGAGGCGGCGGCGGCCGGCGGCGAGACGAUGAACACGGACAUCACCGCGUCGGCGAAGCCGGAGUACCCGGUGCUAGAUCGGAACCCGCCCUUCACGAGGGUGGUCGGCAACUUCAGCACCCUCGACUACCUCCGCUUCGUCACCAUCACCGGCGUCUCCGUCACCGUCGGCUACCUCUCCGGGAUAAAGCCUGGGAUCAAGGGACCAUCAAUGGUGACGGGUGGACUGAUUGGACUAAUGGGCGGGUUCAUGUAUGCUUACCAGAACUCGGCAGGCCGGAUCAUGGGAUUCUUCCCCAAUGAGGAUGAGGUAGCUCGUUACAAGAAAUGAAUGCCAAUUCUGUUUAUUUUCUGGGGCUUGAUUUUGUUUUAAAUUAGAACCCAAAAUAUCUGCUGUAGGCACAUCAUGUUGUGCCUUUUGUGGGAAGAUGACGGAUGGUUAUGUCAAUAAAUCAAUGUUUUAGUGCUGACCUUUCUGCAUUGAGAUUGAUGUUUCCUUGAUUGAUGACUCACAUGAUUCGGCUUGCAUUGUGGAAUGCUGAUUGUGGUGUUUUCGGUUAAUUUGA